Trypanosoma theileri is the source of this 876-nucleotide messenger RNA. RefSeq lists its product as uncharacterized. The transcript has a single exon. The record is from RefSeq and is a predicted model, not a curated record. Bases 1 to 876 code for a protein of 291 amino acids. NCBI's taxonomy places the organism in Eukaryota, Euglenozoa, Kinetoplastea, Trypanosomatida, Trypanosomatidae.
AUGGUAGUGACACAGAUUGGCGUUCGAACCGCCAAUGAUAAGGAGGAAGAGGCCCGCGAAAAGGCCCUCAUGGAGGCCAUCGCAAAAGAGAAUGAAAAUCCUUUUCAACAAGCCGCACAGGCAAUCUUUGGCCUUGCUGGGAACUUGUAUACCAAUUAUUUGUAUACAUCUGGUACACUGCUCCUCCUAUGGACGUGGUGGGGACUUUAUCCAAGUUACGCACGUUUUCGACACAAACACAUUAUGCGUUUUCGACGACGACGACAAGGGGAGGUGCGUCGGGCGUUGUUUUACACACGUCAUAUACCCAAAUGGGAUAAGAAGUAUCUUCAGCGUAUCGAAUUGCCAGAAUGGUCACGGGAAAGAAUACCAGCAAUGCCGAAAUCCUUUCUGAAGAUGGAUACAUCAUUACAUUCAUCAUCCCUGACACCAGUGCAGAAUAAUGCUGUCAGUGCCUCAGAACUCUCAUCAGCGAUUGCACACGAGAGUGGUAAUAACGAUUUCACCCCACUUGUUACUGCACGGACCUCAGCCGCUGCCACUUUUGCCGGUGCGGCCUGCGCCAAAUCCGAGGGAAUUGUCAUGGCUGGCGUUGAUGCCAUUAAUGAAUCCCUUCCACAUGAUGCCGCAGACGUGGACGUCCACGCGCUGCAGCAACAAGUACGGGCGUUAUUACAACAUGCACACACAACUGUAGUGCUGCGCGAGACACACGCGACGCGGCUGUCUGUGCCGUUGGGCCGUGAAGUGUGGUGGGUCGCAGCGGAUGAGGCGCGACGACGGCGUGAGUGGUGGUUUUGGAUGCAAAUUCUUAUAGUGGCUCGCGUACUGCAGGACCUUCUAGAGAUGCCAGAGAUGCCAGACCUUGUCCAGUAA